This is a messenger RNA of Notothenia coriiceps (black rockcod), 850 nucleotides long. RefSeq names its product nuclear factor NF-kappa-B p100 subunit-like. The transcript has 3 exons. NCBI's taxonomy places the organism in Eukaryota, Metazoa, Chordata, Actinopteri, Perciformes, Nototheniidae. Bases 192 to 653 code for a protein of 153 amino acids. The record is from RefSeq and is a predicted model, not a curated record.
GGAGGGGAACAUGGAGGCCGGUGAAUCCCCGUACAGAAGCACAGCAGCAUGUUGUCGGGGUUAAAGUUUCCCUCAGAGCGGUUUCACUCUCCCUCUCACUCAUCAGGCGCAGACUCAAAAACCACAAAGAGGACGUUUUCUUUGAAAACUCGUUUCAUGUCUUCCCGCUUUUACUUCAAUUAACUUUUGAAAUGUCAACUCUUUCAGACAAAGAGGAGGUGCUGAGGAAGAAGCAGAAGCCGCUGCCUCACUACGAGCCCUGGAGAGGAGGAGCAGGAGGAGGGGGGUUCGGAGGAGGAGCUGCAGGAGGAGCUGGAGGAUUUCAGUUCAACCAGCAGAUGAACGGAGGAGGAGGAGGAGGAGUCUUCUUCACCGGAGGAUUCUCUGGCUUCAGCGGAGGGGGAGGGGCUCAGAUGUCAAGCUCUGCCCCUCAGACCGAGGGACAGACAGGAGGACAGACAGGAGGACAGACAGGCUCCCCUCUGCAGCAGCAGCUGUUUCAGCUCACCGCCGCCCUCCGCUCCCGAGCGUCUCUCAGCGCCCGGCAGACGGCGGCUGCCCUGCUUCAGUACUGCAGCUCUGGGGACGCGCGGGUCCUUCUGGCCAUCCAGAGACACCUCUGUGGGGUCCAGGACGGCAAUGGAGACACGUGAGCUCAUUUGGUUUAUUUGGUUCAUUUCGUCUAAGAAACAGGGGGAGAUGACAACCACAAGGAUCAACCUUCCUAAUGCUUAUGCUUAGUUUCUAAUAACUUGAAAAUGAAUUGUGUUUAGGAUAAACAAUAAACAAAGUCGUGCCACAUGAUCUUUAUUUUAGUGCCAUGACCAAUGUGUCAAAUCUUUAUAUGUCA